Molecule: messenger RNA, 1869 nt
Organism: Brassica rapa (field mustard)
Lineage: Eukaryota; Viridiplantae; Streptophyta; Magnoliopsida; Brassicales; Brassicaceae
Product: ubiquitin carboxyl-terminal hydrolase 6
Biological process (GO): proteasome-mediated ubiquitin-dependent protein catabolic process; regulation of proteasomal protein catabolic process; protein deubiquitination
Molecular function (GO): protein binding; cysteine-type deubiquitinase activity; proteasome binding
Source: RefSeq, a predicted model, not a curated record
CCACUCACCUCUUGGAAUUAUUUUAUGGGCUUUAUGAAUUUGGGCCGACAAAAAAAAUCUGAGAGGAACCGACUCAACCGGAUCGUUAUAAACCCGACCCGUUCUCAUCCGGGCGGUAUCACCCGAGACAGUGACAUCAUAUACAGGAGAGGAGCGUCCAAGAAUCUCGUUAGCGUCUCUCCAAGCAAGCAAGCAAGAAGAAGAAGCCUCUCACUUUCUCACGGCAAAGAUGCUCACAGUAAGCGUGAAGUGGCAAAAGAAGGUGUUUGAAGGAAUCGAGAUUGAUCCCACUCUGCCUCCUUAUGUGUUCAAGGCUCAGCUGUAUGAUUUGACUGGAGUUCCUCCAGAGAGGCAAAAGAUCAUGGUCAAAGGUGGACUCUUGAAGGAUGAUGCAGAUUGGUCGGCUAUUGGAGUGAAAGAUGGUCAGAAGCUGAUGAUGAUGGGAACUGCAGAUGAGAUUGUGAAAGCUCCUGAAAAGGCUAUUGUUUUUGCUGAGGAUCUACCUGAAGAAGAGCAAGCCACUCAUCUGGGUUAUAGUGCAGGCCUUGUCAAUCUUGGCAACACAUGUUACAUGAACUCCACGGUGCAGUGCUUAAAAUCUGUCCCAGAGUUGAAAUCUGCAUUGUCCAACUACGCACUUACUGGACGAAGCAAUGAUGUGGACCAGACUUCUCACAUGCUCACAGUUGCCACACGUGAGCUAUUUGGUGAUCUUGACAGAAGUGUCAAUGCUGUUUCCCCUACGCAGUUCUGGAUGACAUUACGAAAAAAAUUCCCUCAGUUUAGUCAGUUGCAGAAUGGAAUGCACAUGCAGCAGGAUGCUGAAGAAUGUUGGACACAACUAUUAUACACUCUUUCUCAGUCCCUAAAAGCACCAACUUCCAGCGAAGAUUCUGAUGCUGUGAAAGCUCUCUUUGGUGUCAAUCUUCGGAGCAGGGUGCAUUGUCAAGAAAGUGGCGAAGAAAGCUCAGAGACGGAAUCUGUAUAUUCUCUGAAAUGUCAUAUAUCACACGAGGUGAACCACUUGCAUGAAGGAUUAAAACAUGGGCUGAAAGGAGAACUUGAAAAAACAUCUCCUGCUCUUGGCCGUACUGCGCUUUACCUCAAGGAGUCCCUUAUAGAUUCCUUGCCCAGGUACUUGACCGUUCAGUUUGUGCGAUUCUUCUGGAAAAGGGAGACUAAUCAGAAAGCAAAGAUUCUCAGGAAAGUGGAUUACCCGCUGGAAUUGGAUAUAUUUGACCUUUGUUCUGAGGAACUCCGAAAGAAACUGGAAGCUCCUCGCCAGAAACUAAGAGAUGAGGAAGGUAAAAAGCUUGGUCUGCAACCAAAGAGUAGCUCAAAGGACAGCGAUGUGAAAAUGACUGAUGCAGAGGCGUCAUCAAAAGAAAGUGGAGAAUCAUCCACCGUUACCCAACAGGAAGGUGGUUCAUCUGAGAAGGGAACUCUUCACAUGACCGGAAUCUAUGACCUUGUCUCUGUGCUAACCCACAAGGGAAGGAGUGCGGACUCUGGUCAUUAUGUUGCAUGGGUCAAGCAAGAGAGUGGCAAAUGGAUUCAGUAUGAUGAUAGCCACCCGAGCCUGCAACGGGAGGAAGACAUCACGAAGCUAUCUGGAGGAGGUGAUUGGCAUAUGGCGUACAUCAUUAUGUACAAAGCCCGCUUCGUCUCCAUGUGAUCUCUGUCUCUCUCUUCCUCUUGGUUCUUUUGUAGUUCUUGAAACGUUCAUGAUCGUUAAAAGCAUGAAAUAGACCACCUCAGAGGUUUCAGUUUAUUACAAUGUUGAGACUGUAUUUUGUCACAAUAUACUAUCAAGACCGUCAAUUGUUUCUUUCGUUUUACCCAUCACCCAUUAUGGCAGUCCAAUUUGGA